AUGGUGGCCUCUACCGGCACAGUGCUGGCUGUCUCUGACCCCAGGUACAUGUUGCAUUGGCAGGGCAUGCUGGAGCUGGCAGACUUUCCCCUGCAGAAGGGCUCUGUGGAGCUCCUCAAGCAGAGAUGGGAGUCCACCAAUGCUACGAGACCUGGCCCGAUACUCUGGUGCUCGCCAGGCCCACAGUCCCUGGUGCUGGGUAAGAUCAGCUGCAGCAGCACCAUGGAGAAAGUACCGGCAGACAGCGGGAGGGCAGAUGUGUUCCAGGAGGAGACUGUGGGCAGCCCUCAGCAGAUCGAGCACUUCCCCAUCACUGUGGAGGAGCUGCGAAGCCACUUCGAGGCCCUGGUUGGCAAGAAGCUUUCCUUAUUCCAUAACCUUAUUGGUUUGGAUCAUUUUAAUGGCUGCUGGCGCUAUCUGCCAACCUGUCAGGAAACAGAAAGUGAGAGUUCACUUUCAUCAACAUCGAAGACUCAGCCUGGGAGCCAUGCUGUCAUUUCUCCAAAGGAGUCCAGCGUGAAAAGAGGGAGAGCAAUCUUUGAAAAGAUGUUAUCAGAAAAUGGCCACAGCAACAGAUCUGAAGUGAGUUCUCGCAAACCUGUAAGAGGACUACCUAAAGAGAGCACUCCUGGGGCUGAUAACACACCGCUGGAUUUCCAGGAUACUGUAUCUCUGAAAGAAAGAAUGGCUAUGUACAAAGCUGCUGUGUCCGAGAUAGAGAGUAGCAACUCCUUUGCUCAUACUUCAGAGAAAACCAAGUUCUAUACUGUGCCUGGUGGCCUGGCAGCAGUGAGGAAACAGUUUGAGAAAGUGCAGAAGGCCUCUUCACAAAAGACCUUUGCUCAACACCAGCUUCAGCACAAAUCUGCACAGGAAACGUCAGGUAGCAGUCACCCCACACUAUCAAGCAGCACCAGGGAAGCUGAGUGCAAUGAAAUGACUUCCAAAGAAAGUCAAAUCAAAGCCUCUGAGACACAAGAGGUUUCUCAUCGUGAGCAAGUUACUGAUGAGAUAAAAAUGGCUUCUACAUUUGUUCAACACAGUGACGAAACAGUAACCAAUGCAGCUCAGAAUGAAGAGCUCCCAAAGACUGUAACACAGAUUUUAAAACAGCACAUUGAAAGGACAGCUCAGGAAAAGGCCGUUCACUCUGACAGAGAGACUGCAACACCUGCAAAAGAAGUCAAGAAACUGCAGAUUCAGGAAAAUGAAACGUGCAGACUCUGUCAACAGAGAGUUUACCCAAUGGAAUGCCUAGUUGCUGACAAGCAGAAUUUUCAUAAAUCAUGUUUCCGGUGUCACCACUGUGGCAGUCAAUUAAGCUUGGGAAAUUAUGCAUCUCUCCAUGGAAAAAUAUAUUGUAAACCCCAUUUUAAGCAACUUUUCAAAUCAAAAGGAAAUUAUGAUGAAGGUUUUGGACACAAGCAACAUAAAGAAUUAUGGAAUUCUAAGGAUCAAUGUAGUUCAGUUGGCAAUACUCAUGCUGAAGAAACAAAUCCCAUUAACAGUAUACCUGUUGAUCCUAAACCAAUUACAGAAAUUGAUCAAGACUUGUACUCGGAUACUGAAGGUAUUCAUCCAGAUAUUUUGGAUAAUAAUUUGAAAAAAUCCACAGAAAGAGGUAAAUUAAAGAUGACAUGGCCCCCUUCAACAGAUGAUGCAACACCUAAGAAAACAUUUUGUAUUGAAGAAGUGGCUAAAGUAAAUAAGCCAAAGUGGCCCCCAGAAGGUUUUGCUCAAGAAGGUUCCAGUUUACGUACAAAAAAACCUCUGGGCAAUAAAAAGGAUCCUCAGAAAAAAAGUGCAGUGAGAGAGCAAAAUAAAAGUGACACUGCAAACGAUCAACAAAAUCAACACUCAUCCUUUAGCUCUCUGUCUGAAAAAGAAGCUACAAAUAUUUGUAAAGCAGAGAAAAAUGAAGCAGGCAGUAAGGGAAAAGAUGAGGAUGCUACGAACGUGCAAGAUAAGCUAAGUAAAACAGGAGGACCACAGAAUAGGGAGGAAAGCGGAAAGGAUAUUAAUGAAGGUGAUAAUGUGAUUGCGCAUAUUGCUGGGAAGGAGCGAGAAAAAAAAAAUAAUGCAACUGAUGAUUCAGAAGUUGUACAGGUUACUAACAUUGAUGAUGUAACAGUACAAAAGAAUGACAAAGAAUUCAGCUUGAACAACAAUAACAAUAACAAUAGCGCCACUUUUUCACAUCUAAACAUAUGUAGGCAGGAACCAACUCGCGCAGCUACGUCUAAGCCAAUGGCAGCAUUAAGCCAUGCAAUUUGCACUGAGGCAACUAACACAACAUUCCCUGUUGAUACCGAGUUAGUAAGCAUUGGAGAGGAAUCAAAAUAUGACAAAAAUUUAAAUACUAUUUUAUCUGACACGGUGAAAACAUCUUUUCCUGAAAAAGACAACCUGGUUUUAGACUGUGGUCUAAUAGACUCUGUAAACACAACCAAACGGUCCUGCAGCCCGUAUUCAAAAGAACAUGGGAAUUAUGAUACAGAACUGAAUGGAAUUAAUGCCUGUCAAGCAAGUGAAAUAAUUGAAGUGUCAAAGAAUGACAUAAACAGAAGCGUCCCCAAUACCAGCACUUCGACCACAGUUUGCACCUUGUUGGCAGUCUUGACAGCUGAAACAAUCAAUGAUUUAACAGGUGUGAUUCCUGACUUCUUCUGUCACCCCUGGAAGCUUGUUGAUUCAGGACAGAACAGACUCCUGCUGACAGAGCUGUUCGGGGAUCACACUCCUUAUACAGUUUCUGCUGUGAAUAAGAGUAGUUCGGCUCCUGCAGGUCCUGAUCCACUUGAGGUCAUUUUUAUCUUUGCCAACGUGCUUCUCUACCUUCCUCUUUCCUCAUCGGUCUGCAGCUCCGAUUCCUCACCCGAAUUUACUACGUACAUUACCCUUAGAGAAGUUGUCGGGCGGCGAGCGCAGCGGCGAGGGCGGGCGUGCGAGCGCCGGCACUUGGGGCAGGGGAGCCCCCAGGGUGAGAGCCUCUCGGCCCGCCUGCGCCCCUGUGCGUGGUUCUUCAGCCCGCUGUGCUCCUGCUGGCGGAAGAUGACGGUGGAGGGCUUCGGAGUGUUGCCAGAUCUUGCUGAUUUAGAAAGAAAUAGCCUUUAG
This is a messenger RNA of Opisthocomus hoazin, 3114 nucleotides long. Lineage: Eukaryota; Metazoa; Chordata; Aves; Opisthocomiformes; Opisthocomidae. The record is from RefSeq and is a predicted model, not a curated record.